AUGGCACCUACCCGGCCGGCUUCGGGCUCUCGACCUGGCCUGCAACUGCAGCGAAAGAAGAAUGAAAGAAUCUCUAAACGUCGCACUGUGGAGCUCACAGAAGGGCGUGUGAUUCAGCUGAGCAUCGACGCCGAGGCCAUUGUCGUGCCCAUGUCCAGCUAUGCAAGCAAGCAAGACUGCAUGGUAGACCUCAGAGACCAGCUCCGAAGUGCCCGGUUCAGACUGCCUGCGCACCUAGACAAGAAGGACUCGAAAGCCUAUCGCGCGAUCGCCCGCCAGCUUGCGACUCGGUUCAUCGAUGAGUCUGGCACCGUGUCGAUCCUCUCAGCUAAUGGUGAGCUUACUGGGCAAACUCCAAGCUCGAAGCAGCAAGCGAACUCCACAGAUCCUGAGACCCCGGUGGACAGCGGUUCUAGUCUAGGAGGCCAGGGCAACUUUACAGGAGGCACGACUUCUUACCGCCAAGGCAUGUUGCCCUCGGCGGUCUCCCAUCCGAGGUGUCCGAACCUUAAAAAUCUCACCGACACUGACGGUUGCGGUGCAGCAGAGAACACGCCGUUUUUGAUGGCUGGUCCGGCUCCCGCAACAACGACCUCCCCGAUCCCACAGAUGGCAGACACCCACCCAGUCUCGUCGGCUGCCCGAGUAGAGCGACUGCUGUCGAGUGCUGCUGGCGGCAUUCAUGGAGUGAAUGACCCGUAUAGUAGCCCGCCUGAUAAAAUCCCUGAGCCUGUUGAUGACCAAGGUGUGCCCACAAGCGUCCAGGGUAGCUACGGCGCCAACGGAGACGGCUCAGCAGAGCGGCUCUCCGCUCCUUCUCACGAGGGUGUGCAGCCAUCCGCUGCCAGAUCCGUUUCGCACCUCAUCCGCGGGACUGAGUUCCGCUACACGGAAGGCCACGUCACAAUGUACCUAAGGAACAAGUUGUACCUUAGUGCCAGGCGGACUGAUCACUGGAUUCAUGCCAAUAGGCUCGUAACUACAUCGAUAGAACUCGGAACCAGCCAAUCCAGGCUGGUAGGCAGGAGCAGGCGAAGAGAAAUGCAGAAGAUCGUUAGCGAUGGAGAACACGAUGGAUCAGCUCGCUUUGUAUACGUCCCUCUGGAACGGGCUAGAGAGCUAGGCGAAGCAUGGGGGUUGGGACCAGAGUCGAAGCAGUUCUUUGACACUAUGGCUAGAGCCAAUCUCACAGGUGGCCAUCAUCGCCGCACAACCGCAAUGCCCCUCCCGGACGCAUGA
Molecule: messenger RNA, 1239 nt
Organism: Coniosporium apollinis CBS 100218
Lineage: Eukaryota; Fungi; Ascomycota; Dothideomycetes
Exons: 5
Coding region: 1-1239 (412 amino acids)
Source: RefSeq, a predicted model, not a curated record